Messenger RNA from Erinaceus europaeus (western European hedgehog), 1837 nucleotides. RefSeq names its product eva-1 homolog C (gene EVA1C). NCBI's taxonomy places the organism in Eukaryota, Metazoa, Chordata, Mammalia, Eulipotyphla, Erinaceidae. Gene Ontology annotation, cellular component: extracellular region. The record is from RefSeq and is a predicted model, not a curated record. The coding region runs from base 250 to 1617 and encodes 455 amino acids. The transcript has 8 exons. Gene Ontology annotation, molecular function: carbohydrate binding; heparin binding.
CACCCUGCCGGCGCGGGCGGGGCGCAGAGGUGCGGCCGGGCUCCGGGGGUGUGGGGGGCGCCGGCUAGUCCGAGCCGCACUUUCUGUUCUGGGGCGGAGAGGGGGGACCCCGUUUCUUCCCUCGCUGCGCCCCGCCCCAGGUCUCCGCCCCCCUCGCGGACUGGGGGCCGGGCCGGGCACCGGGGCGGUGGCUGGGGGCUCAGGACUCACCCCGCCAUGUGACGCCGCCCGGCCGCCGCGCCGCGCACCAUGCUCCCGGGGGGCCCCCGGCGCCCGCCGCCCGCGCCCCAGCCCGCGCCCCAGCACCCCGGCCUGCGCCGCCCCGGAGACGCGCCCCGGCAGCUGCUGCGCCUCUUCUACUGCGCGGUGCUGGUCUGCUCCCGGGAGAUCGCGGCGCUCACCGACUUCUCCGGUAAGGCGCGAUCUUCCCCAGGUGCGUCGGGGCGCGCAGGUUACCUGACCAAACUCCUGCAAAACCACACAGCCUAUGCCUGUGACGGCGACCGCCUGGCCCUGCAGUGUCCCCGGCAUUCCACCAUCAGUGUCCAGUCAGCCUUUUAUGGGCAAGAUUCCCAAAUGUGUGGUGUCCACAAACCGGCUUCCGGGAGGGAAGGCAGCCUACGCUGUGUGGCACCCACCACAAUGCAGAAGGUGUUGGAUGAAUGCCAGAACCAGCGGGCCUGCCACCUCCUGGUCAAUAGCCGUGUGUUUGGACCUGACCUUUGUCCAGAAAGCACUAAAUACCUCCUGGUCUCCUUUAAGUGCCAACCUAAUGAGCUGAAAAACAAGACAGUGUGCGAGAACCAGGAGCUGAAGCUGCACUGCCACGAGUCCAAGUUCCUCAACAUCUACUCGGCCACCUACGGCAGGAGGAGCCAGGAGAAGGACAUCUGUGUCUCGGAGGCCCAGAGGCUGCCCCCCUUCGACUGCCUGUCCCACUCAGCCCUGCACGUCUUGUCCCAGAAGUGCUACGGGAAGCAGAGGUGCAGGGUCGCGGUGAACAACCUCCACUUCGGAAGCCCCUGCCUGCCAGGAGUGAGAAAAUACCUCACCGUCAACUAUUCCUGCGUUCCCAAGAGCAUCCUCGCUGCAAUUGAUCCAGCCCUUGCGAAUCCCAAGCCACCUGUGAAGCAGAAUGAUGGUGACUAUGGUAUAAAAUUUGAUCCCAGUGGCUCGAGGGUGCUGAGGAGAGAUGGCAUCAUUGUCAGCAACUCCCUGGCAGCAUUUGCAUACAUCAGAGCACACCCCGAGAGAGCUGCCCUGCUGUUCGUGUCCAGCGUGUGUGUGGGCCUGGCGCUCACCCUGUGCGUCCUGGUCACCAAGGUGUCCUGCGCCAAGGACUUGAGGAAACUACAACUGGCGAGGGAACACCUAGUGCUCGGCAGCGACCAGGCCGAGGAGGACAACGAAGAGGGAGAGGACGAGGAGCACUCCUCCGACUCCGAUUUCCAGGGAGAACUGUCAGGCUUGUGCCGGACUCCGUACCCCGUUUACAGCUCUGCGGAGGCCGCGGAGCUGGCAGAAAGGAUUGAGCGCAGGGAACAGAUCCUCCAGGAGAUCUGGAUGAACAGCGGCUUGGACGCUUCGCUCCCCAAGAACAUGGGCCACUUCUACUGAAAACCCCACUGGAAUCUCCUGGCCUGUCUCCAGGCCCUUUCUCUAGAGGGAAGGACCCAGAAUGCUCCUCUGCUUCUGUUUCCCUUGUACCUUCUAUGAAGGAGAUGCUUGUCAUGCCAUGCAAUACUGGUGAAGCCAGGAAGCCCCUAGAGAGACAUUUGAAACCAUCUGCAACACCUUUCCAAAUAAAUUCAGAGGGGAGACUAUCAUCUGCACUUUA